Molecule: messenger RNA, 1415 nt
Organism: Halichondria panicea
Lineage: Eukaryota; Metazoa; Porifera; Demospongiae; Suberitida; Halichondriidae
Product: A-kinase anchor protein 7-like
Exons: 4
Coding region: 97-1227 (376 amino acids)
Cellular component (GO): cytosol
Molecular function (GO): RNA 2',3'-cyclic 3'-phosphodiesterase activity; 2',3'-cyclic-nucleotide 3'-phosphodiesterase activity; protein kinase A regulatory subunit binding
Source: RefSeq, a predicted model, not a curated record
UACCUGUUUCUAGAAAAAUAUUUAUUUUUUACUGGUUCUAUAAUUAGAACGUUUACGGUAUUUCAUAGUGUCAUAUUGAAGAAGGGGAAUUAUGAGAUGCUAGCGUCUUCUCUACAAGCAUAUAUCAUUCUCCUACUAUCAUCAAGGCAUCUCAAAUCAGUGUUUCCACUCAAAUCUCAAGUACAAGUCAAAAUGGCUGAAGCAUCAUCGUCAUCAAUCCCAACGACACUGUUCGAAACUUCCCCACAGAAAAAUCCUUCCCAACAAUCGUCAAGUGCCUUACCUGUAUGCAAUCAGCCAGACCCCGACCCUCCUCCCAUCUCCCCACCAGACCCACAGGAGGUAUCUACAAUAUCUUGUGAAGACAGUUCAAUCAUUUUAGCAGUUUCGGAACAAUCUCCAUCACCUAUUCCUUCUCCAGCAACCGACAAACUAACUGAAAACAAAUUAAAAAUAAUUUCAAGUAAGAUUGAUAUGAAAAAAAGAAGUUCAGGACCUAGUUUGUCUUCUGAGACUAAGCGUUCUGAGCACAAGACUGAGGCAAGUCUGAUGUAUCCUGCAAGGGAACCGAAAUGGGAGCCUAGGGUUCGUCCAAAUUCAUUUGUAGCUAUGAGGAUACCGUCUGUUGAGAUCAGAGAUGGAUUAAAAAGUGUUCAGCAUUCUUUGAUGAAGUUUGAUCGUGACAUGAAACAUGUCAUCACUUCUCUGGAUAAGCUGCAUUUAACCCUGUUGGUACUCAAAUUAGCGGAUGACAGUGAAGUUGAAAGGGCUAUAUCCACUCUUGAGGUAGCUACCAAGAAAGUGGUACGUGACUAUAACCUCUCCACUGAUCCUCUGGUGCUGACUCUAAAAGGCGUCGGGACUUUUGGACAGAAAGUUCUCUUUGCUGAGAUUGAAGACGGUCCAUCAAAAGAAAGACUACAAGAAAUAGCUGGUGUUUUGAAGUCAGUAUUUAUGGCUGAGAAGUUCCCUGGCAUCGACCCCAAUCCCUUCAACCCUCAUCUCACCAUUGCUAAGAUGUCUACAAUGCCUCAGAACGUUGAAAGGAGACACCAGCAACGUACAGGAAGAAGGAAGUGCAUCGACAGAAGAGCAUAUGCUGAGUUUAGAGAAAUGGAGUUUGGACGUCAAGUUGUGGACGGAUUAGAACUGCUCUCCAUGAAAUUACCUGCAGAUAGCCAGGGAUAUUAUCACUGCUUCCAUAAAAAUCAAUUUAAUGCCAUUUAGGCCUAUAGUAUUUACCUGCAAGUUUAAUAUAGCCAGCGAUAAUUAUUGCUGCUAUAGAAUGUUUUGUGCUGUUUCUUAUGCCAAAUUAUGUGUUUUAGCAUUAUCAUAGAUAGAACUGUUCUACUACACUAUCUAUGAUUAUGUUGUAUCUGAUUUUAGUGUGUCCUAAAAUGUAUUGAUCUACUGCG